Penicillium vulpinum is the source of this 807-nucleotide messenger RNA. RefSeq lists its product as uncharacterized. The transcript has a single exon. The record is from RefSeq and is a predicted model, not a curated record. NCBI's taxonomy places the organism in Eukaryota, Fungi, Ascomycota, Eurotiomycetes, Eurotiales, Aspergillaceae. The coding region runs from base 1 to 807 and encodes 268 amino acids.
AUGAUAAGCUCAAAACAAUAUGAUACCCAAGUCACCCCCACACUGAGACGUGACAAUCCAAUUCCAUUAGAGAAUUAUACGUCCCCGGCCAGUCUAUUCCUCGAAGAAGAAGUCUACCGAAUCGGAGGAUUGCCAGGCCUGAGAUCCCUACCUCCAGGUCCAGAGCGUGACUUUCUCACCCUAUCAUGGGGACCUAUCGUCUACCGCACCUCGUACGCCCCCGAAACCAAACGCCUCCUCCCCGUAUUCCUCCGCUACCUCAACAAUUCCGUGCAGCAGGCGUUACGACGUACGUUUACAGGCUCCGAUGAAGAAAUCGAAAUUCUCACAACGACUUAUUCUUCGAAGAUUUUCAGCUCCCGAGAUAUGUACACCAACAUGGAUGAAGAAGCGAUCCGACAAGCUUUCCAUGAUUUCAAAGUGUCGCUUGGGAUACCUGAAACAGAGCUCCCGAGCAGACUCCGAAUAUGCUUGAUGCUAGAUGAAGAAGCGUUAUCGCACAUGAAAUGCGUCUUGGAUCUUUCCUCGAUGGCCGAGGAGGAUGCAGAUGUGGGUGGAUGCUGUGUGAAGGUUGUUGAGGAGAAUUUCCCAGAUUCGAGGAUGGGCGACCACCCGCUUUCGAAACCCAAUAUAGAAGGUGUAUCGGGGUCUGUUGGAGAAUAUCGUGGGAGUUAUCAUGGGUGGACGAUGGUGGCACUCGAUGCAUUGGUGGAGGUUUUUGAUGGACUUCGGCAGAUGAAAUGGCUGGUUGACUAUCACCGGGAGGGAAAGGUAUACUUGGGAGAGGGUAAAUGGAGGAGCCUUUAG